Messenger RNA from Papaver somniferum (opium poppy), 2409 nucleotides. RefSeq lists its product as uncharacterized. The record is from RefSeq and is a predicted model, not a curated record. Gene Ontology annotation, molecular function: protein binding. Lineage: Eukaryota; Viridiplantae; Streptophyta; Magnoliopsida; Ranunculales; Papaveraceae. The transcript has 2 exons. The coding region runs from base 74 to 2086 and encodes 670 amino acids.
AGAGAGAGAAAAGAGAUUUGGGUUCAUUCAGAAAAAAGGUCUUCUCUGAGAAAGAAACAGAUUUGGUAAGAAGAUGAGGAUGAGAGAUUAUUCUUCUCACCGGCGGUACUCGGGCGAUUCUGAUGAUGAUGAUUACAAGGCUUGUGAUAAUCUUAGUAGUCAGCCUUCAAUAAGGAAGAGAAAGUGCAGCAGCAGCCCUGAUUAUCCGAGCAGGAGGACGAGGUAUCGUUCCCCAAACCGGUGUGAUUCCAAGAGAAGAAGAAGGUAUCGUACCCCCACAAAUCUCUAUCCGGAGAGAAGAAGAAGGUAUCGUACCCCCACAAAUCGCUAUCCGGAGAGAAGAAGAUACGACCGUCACGCCUCUAGGCUCCCUCCAGAGAGGAGGAGAAGAAGAAGCUACGAUGCCCCAGGCCACCAUCAUGCUUCUAGGCUUUCACUGGACACAAGAACAAGGUAUGACCGUCAGCCGUCUAGGCGAAGAAGCUAUGCUGCUGCCCCAUCUAGUAGCCAAACUAAGAGAAGAGAGAACCAUCCAUCCGAGGAGACAAGGAGCACAUGCGAUUUUACUUCCAUAGUGGGGAUGAGGGACGAGGAGAUUUUCAGUUAUAUAUCGUCAAAUUUCUGUUUCGGCACGCCAAUGAAGACAAGUAUUGACAGCAAUGCUCUUGCUGCUAACCGAGAUGAUUUGGUCAGUUUUCCUGGUUUUGUUAGUGAUGAUAUAGUGAUGGAGAUUCUAAGCAGACUUCCUGCGAAAUCACUCAUGCGCUUCAAGUCGGUAUGUAAACACUGGUCGUCUUUGAUUAAACACGACCGGCACUUUGCUGAUUUACACUAUAGCAACAACUGUUUGAAAUCACGCCCGAGUAUCCUUUUCAUCACUGGUAUCAACCCAAGGCAGCAGCAAGAGGUAGACUAUGAAAAAGAACAACAAGAAGAAGAUGAUGAGCAGCAACUAGAAUAUAGCAUCGAUGGAUAUAAGUUUCCUCAGCAGAUUUUGUCUGCGGACAUAGUUGAAGGCAGUGGUAUUGGUGAUGAAACCAUUAUGAAUAAGGUUAUUAUGACAGAUGAUAAAUGGUUUGAUUACGAAUAUCUCUUGGGACUGAUAAAUGGUUUGGCUUGUUUCUUAGAUUGGGAUGAUGAUGAUGUUAGGCUAUACAAUGUAAGCACACGAGAAGCAUCACCGUGGAUCAAAUCAACAUUACUGUCAGACGAAAGAGAUAAAUACGGGAUCAAAGACACCUCAAUCCACCGAGAAGCGAUUUAUCGUUUUGGGUUCGAUCCGGAGAAGAAGGAACAUAAAGUUUUCUGCUUUUGUAGAUCAUCCGAUAGAACCAAGCCUAGCCGUAUUGCUGAAUGUCCUGAUUACACAAGUUGUGAGGUGUUGGCUGUUGGCCGUGACACCAAGUGGCGUAGGAUCAAUGUGGUUCCUAAUGAGAACAACAAAAUAAAGAUUAACAAGGUGUUCCCUUCAUUCGACGUGCAAAGGCGUUCGGUGUAUGGAAAUGGUACCAUAUAUUGGAGAAACAAGAAUAGAAGUCUAGAUGUUGGAAGUGUUGAUCCUGAUGUUAUGGUUGCAUUGGAUGUUGGAAGUGAGAAGUUUAGAGUUAUCCCCAUUCCUAAGUUCGUCCUUGACGAGGAUCAUGUGUAUAACGGGCAUAGUGCUCUGUUCAUGUUAAUGGGGCGCGUAGCUGUAGUUAACUUGUUGAGCGACAACAUUGUUAAGUUGUGGAUGUUAGAUGAUGGAGCCGAUGACAAAAAACUGGAGAACUGUCAAGGAAGCGGCGAAAGGAAUUGGAUCGCUGAGACUAUUGCAUUACCCUAUUCUCAUUAUCCUAGAUAUGUCGAGUUUCAUGGAGUUGGUGACCAGCUACUACUCUCCAUAUACUCUGAAGAUCAUUCACUCUAUAGAAAGUUUGCCUUUUUGCAUUUAUAUGAAAGCAGAAAAAAGACGUUCAAGAAGAUCGAGAUCGAUGGAUUGUCUUCCGUUCCUUUUUUCUUCAGCACGUCCAUAAUCACAACAUCUACGGGAAGCCUCUAUCCUGUUCAGCCUCAACAAGACAAAAGUCGGCAUUCUGCGGUUUCUUGAGAAUCAUUGGGUGACAAAAGUCAGCAUUUUGUGGUUACUAAAGAUUUGUAAAUACCAUUCCUGUUGCUGAUAUCGAGGAACUUCAGUUCCCUCGUGAUGAUGACCAGCAUUCUCAUCUUGAGAGCCCAAUGCUGUCAACUGGGUACAAAUGUUUGUGUUUGUUCAUUCCCAUAGGAACUGCUCUUACUAACGAGCUCUGAAGACGCUUAAUAAUUUUUGUAAUCAUGAUGUUUCCAGAAUCCCUCGCGAGGGUUUACAUAGAUUUGUGUAAUUCCCAGGAUUGGGUACUAAAAUAUUUUCUUCUCCUACUUUCAAUCUUUCAA